This is a messenger RNA of Rhinocladiella mackenziei CBS 650.93, 861 nucleotides long. RefSeq lists its product as uncharacterized. NCBI's taxonomy places the organism in Eukaryota, Fungi, Ascomycota, Eurotiomycetes, Chaetothyriales, Herpotrichiellaceae. The transcript has a single exon. The record is from RefSeq and is a predicted model, not a curated record. The coding region runs from base 1 to 861 and encodes 286 amino acids.
AUGACUUCGGUCUCUAACGCCAUUCGGCCUCUACUUCGAUUCCGAAUCUCGUCAGUGUGCAUUCCACGUCGCUACGCUACCUCAUCUUCUUCUUCUACCGCAGGCAGUUCAAAACGUGCUUCACAGGUUCUCCCAUCGAAGUCGAAGCCUUCCCCAACGCGACUCGAGAGUCCAGCUGGACCAGGUCACAAUGACCUCGAACCGGAGCAGCUGAAAAAGCAGUGGUAUGCCACCAAAUUAUACCAGGCCGGCCAGCGAGUCAUAUUCAGACCAAAAUCGCAUACCGGGAUAUUGGCGGCCUCAUAUGUUAUCGCCGGGUCUUGCCUCGUCACCAGCUGCGGGCUGGCUUUCAACAACAUUUGGGCAUAUCAGACAAAUGCAGACCUCCACUGGAUAGUGGGAGUUGCAUGGCGACUGGGGAUCAUUACAUUCACAGUCAUUGGCGGACUUGCUUUUUUACGGCCAACGGGAAUGAUCAAAUCAAUCGACUUGGUCUCAAGAGACGGCGUGGUGAAGCUUCUGGUGGAGGCGCGACCGACGCUGCCCUUCCUGCGACCAAAGUCAUACACUAUUGCUCCUUAUCAAUUUGAGAUGGAUCGGACUUUUGUACAACAGCUGGAUGAGCCAGAGUUCAUGUAUGAGGAUGCGCCGCAGCCGCAAGGAAUCGCAGCAAGCAUCGGUCGGACGAUCAGCAAAGCGAUAUGGUACCCUUUUGCCGCCACACGGAGGCUGGUAACCAACGAAGGAUUCAUGCAUGUGCAACUUGCCACCAAGGAUGCCCCCUGGCUCAAGCUGGACACACAAGGCACAUUUUCUAAUGACGGGAGGGACCUGCUCGCAAUGGGCACCCUCAAACUUUGA